Salvia splendens (bonfire salvia) is the source of this 711-nucleotide messenger RNA. Its product is annotated as heterogeneous nuclear ribonucleoprotein A3 homolog 1. Bases 1 to 711 code for a protein of 236 amino acids. The record is from RefSeq and is a predicted model, not a curated record. The transcript has a single exon. NCBI's taxonomy places the organism in Eukaryota, Viridiplantae, Streptophyta, Magnoliopsida, Lamiales, Lamiaceae.
AUGCAGAUGUACAAGGAAGACUACUACACCACGGAAGAGGAAUUCCUCUACAAAGACGAAUUCAGCUACAGCAAUGGCUCCAUGCACAUGAUGAAGCCUCCUGUUGAGCAUUGCGUGCCAAAGAUCGACUACAAUGAUUCCUACACAAGUGGCAACCACCUCGAAAAGAAGGGCCACAUGGCGAUGUCGUCAGAGAUGAAGCAUGAAGGCUGGGGCGGCGCCAAGAGUGACCAUUAUGGCCAAGGUGGCAAGAUGCACCACGAGGGUGAUCAAGGGCAUUUUGGUCAUCACAAGGAGGGGAUGGGGAUGAAGCAACACGGUGGUGGAUAUGGGGGUGGUCAGGGGCGUUAUGGUCAUCACGGAGAAGGGGUGGAGCAUGGUGGUGGAUACGGAGGCAAUCAUGGGCACUUUGGUAUUCACAAGGAGGAGAAGCAGGGUGGUGGUUAUGGGGGUCAUCAAGGGUAUUUUGGUCAUGAAAAGGAGGGGAUGGGGAUGAAGCAAUAUGGUGGUGGUGGAUAUGGGGGCGGUCAGGGUCAUUAUGGUCAUUCCAAAGAGGGGAUGAAGCAUGGCGGUGGAUACGAGGGUCAUCAGGGGUAUUUUGGUCAUCAAGGAGGAGGGGUGAAGCAUGGUGGAUAUGGGGCCCACCAGGGGCAAUAUUGUCCACCUAAUCAGAAGUUUUCAGUCUGGGAAUUCAAGAGCAUUGUAGACUGA